Molecule: messenger RNA, 363 nt
Organism: Strongylus vulgaris
Lineage: Eukaryota; Metazoa; Nematoda; Chromadorea; Rhabditida; Strongylidae
Source: the annotation of a GenBank genome assembly
CAUUUGAAAGGAAAGGCCUACACCCUGAGUCACAUCUCCGAUGUCGGUUAUCAUCAAGGCCAGUGUCCGGUCUCCACCUACACCGCCGAGCCCUCCUCGAAGCUGCAGGUUGCAUCAACACAACGUAAUUGCCUUGCAGGACAAGUACAAGAAGGCGGGCGUGAGGAAGCUAGAAGAACUCUCACCAUUCGUGAUAAGGGAUUUCCAUCACGAACGAUGGAGGCGUUGGUUUGUCAUACAUCCGUUAUUUAUCUUGCGAAUACGUAAGAGAUCCUAUCACAUGUCUUUUUCGACUCUGCUGCAUGCAUUAGAAGACCAUUAUCGGACUGCUAAUCUUCAAAAGCAACAUCUAACAAGUUAGAA